CGCGGUGAUGGCUGCGGCCUGGCCCUGUCAGACCGGGCCCUGACGGCUCCAGCCGCCGCUUCCCUCCUCCUCUACCUGGGCUUUGCCUCUCGCUGCCCCGCGGGCACUCCUCACGGCACAGCCCCGGCCUGGCCCGAAGCGCCCGCGCGGCGUGAUGGUUCCGGUCGCGGUCUGAACCCUCCCUGGCUCCUCCUGGGAGCCACCCAGAGCCGGGGGAUCCCUGGGGCGGCUCUGGAGCGUUCUGCAGUAUGGAGCCGCUGCCCGAGCUCUACGCCGUCUUUCAGGGAGAGGUUGCUGCAGUGACAGAAUAUGGAGCAUUUAUAAAAAUUCCCGGCUGCAGGAAGCAAGGCCUUGUCCACAGGACCCACAUGUCCUCCUGCCGUGUAGACAAGCCCUCAGAGAUAGUGGAUGUUGGAGACAAGGUGUGGGUGAAGCUUAUUGGGAAAGAGAUGAAAGAUGACAAACUGAAGCUUUCCCUCUCCAUGAAGGUUGUUAACCAAGGCACAGGAAAGGACCUUGAUCCAAACAAUGUUUCCCUUGAUCAGGAUGAGAGGAAGAAACGCCCAUUCAGAGACUUCACGAGUCAGAAGAUCACCCUUGAAGCUGUCUUGAACACUGUGUGCAAGAAGUGUGGGUGCAAAGGUCAUUUUACCAAGGAAUGUUUCAUGCAACCUGGAGGUACCAAAUACAGCCUCAUUCCAGAAGAGGAGGAAGAGGAGGUGGCAGCAGGAGGAUGUGAAAGAGAUAAAAAGACCAGCGUGGCUGAUGAGUCUUCAAAAAAAAGGAAGAAGGAGAAGAAGAAAAAGAAGCACAGGAAUAAGCAGUCCUCUGAAUCAGCCUCAGAGAGCUCAGACUCAGAGAGUGAUGGAGAUCAGCCAGGCAGCAAGAGGACCAAGCACGUGGGGAAGCCCAGCAAGGCUCAGAAGAAGAAGAAGAAGAAAAAGAAGCAUAAGAAGAAGCCUCGGGAUUGAGUCCCUGACACCCCCUGAGUGAGCAGAGCUGAACCUGAGCCCCUUGCUCCAAGGACAAGGAGCUUCCUUCUCCUAGGAGUGACACUUGGAGUGUGUGGUACCAGCUGUUGACUUUGCAGCCUGCCAUUCCCUCUCACCAGUGGGCACACCUGCCCAAACUGGCUCAUUACACCCCUUCCUCAGCACCUCUUCUCUCCUGGGUCCUUGUGUUUUCCUGUGGGGGAGCUGCCAGCAAUCCAGAGCGUGUGGGCACCCAGCCUGGGUGACACCAGCCCCCAUCCAGCUGUCUCUAAAAGGUGGAGCCACGUGGCCAUGGUCUCCCUGCCUGUCCCCACACCGCCCUGGGGACAGAGCUGGUUGGUGUUGGGCCCUGUGAUGGGACCAUGUCCUCCCAGCCCUUAUUGAUGUGGAGCUACUUGGUUUUGGUGCAAACCUUCCCCCAGCCUCACUUGUUUUGCCUGCAACUGUCAGGAGUAAGAAACAAAUGGGGGAAUGGAGAUACUUUAAGUAAAGAUAAACUGUGGUGUGUUUAGUUCCUUGGUAAAGUGAGGGAAAAUACAUUUCUCCAGUCUCCAAGUGUACUUUGUACUGGGGUCUUUUGUAGUUCCCUUCAUAGGGAGGGUUGCAUGAGAGAGGCUGUGACCUGCAUGGAAAGGUUUUUUUCCAAGUCCUGGCUGCUUUCAGAGGUUCCCUGGGAUGGGUAGGGGGCUGUGGUGAGGUGAAGAAGCCUGCUCCCUUCAGCUGAGGAGCAACUGGGACAUAAAUGUAGCUGGAACUGAAGGUCUGAAGGGAAGGGCUGGUGCCUGCAUGGGCUCUGUGGUGGCUGCUGGAGGUUUGCUGGGGGCAGCUUGGUCCCUGUGGGGACAGAUGUGACACAUUGAGAGAGCUGAGUCACCCAGGGGUACAGAAAGCAGGACUGGCAGUGACCCCUGGGUGGAGCAGGAGGAUGUGGGGUGGCCAGAGGCACCUUGCCCUUUCUCCAUGUGCUUUGUCCUUCCCAGUGCCUCUCAUCCUAGUUCCAGUCUCCCUUUCUGGUCUGGUUCCUGUCCCCAGAUCAUCCUCAGGGUUCUUGUGACCAUGACCCUGGCAUGGGCACUGCCAGGCAUGACCCUCAUCUGGUGCUCUGGAGAGUCCCACCUGGAGGGCUGGGAUGGAGCCUGCAGGGGGAGUAAACCAGUAUUCCAGCCAGAAAAGCAGAUUUCUAACCCUAACCAUCCCUGUUAUUUCCACAGCUCAGAGAAGGAGUGCUACUAGGAUCAUUGGGUGUUUAACCCUGUCACUGCCAAGCUGGAUUUACUCCCAUUUCCUCCCCACAGCUCCUCGUGGUUCCACACUCUGGGUGUGCCCCCCAAAAAAAGCCUUUUCCCAAGUAAACUGACUGCAGAGCUGUAACAACAUGGCCUUUAUUUUUUUUUUCCCAAGUGUUUUUUUUUUUUUCUCCAUUAUUAAUUAAAAAAAAAAAUGGAAAAAG
Calypte anna (Anna's hummingbird) is the source of this 2442-nucleotide messenger RNA. It is a transcript of the gene ZCCHC17, whose product is annotated as zinc finger CCHC-type containing 17. The coding region runs from base 249 to 971 and encodes 240 amino acids. The record is from RefSeq and is a predicted model, not a curated record. Gene Ontology annotation, molecular function: RNA binding; zinc ion binding. Gene Ontology annotation, biological process: RNA stabilization. The transcript has 7 exons. Lineage: Eukaryota; Metazoa; Chordata; Aves; Apodiformes; Trochilidae.